Molecule: messenger RNA, 497 nt
Organism: Musca domestica (house fly)
Lineage: Eukaryota; Metazoa; Arthropoda; Insecta; Diptera; Muscidae
Exons: 2
Coding region: 33-497 (154 amino acids)
Source: RefSeq, a predicted model, not a curated record
CCGGCAGAAGCUACAAUUUCGAAAUCCUCGCCAUGAAUUGUACCAAAAUCGGUCCGGUAUUCAAGAGAAUGGAGUGUUUCUAUCGCCAAGUCGACACAAAUCGUUACGGUAUAAGUGUCCAUUUAUCGGGUAAUCGGCAGCUAUCAAAAAAUGCUGAAAUCGGUAUGGCUGUACAUUUGAAAUUCCAAAAAACCAACAAAGUUGUGAAGUUCCUAGAAUUUAAAUUCAAUAUUUGUGAUACACUGGAAAAACAGAAUUUACCGGUGCCAAUGUUCAAGUCCAUCUUCAACGAAGUUAUGAUGAAGAGCAAUGUACCGUUUUCGUGUCCGGUGAUAAAGGAUUUUAUUUAUAAUGUCACCGAUUUCAUGCUCACCGAUAACAUUUUCCCCGCCUACACCGUGCUAGCCAAUUUCAAUUUUACCAUGACAUUUUACAAUGAUUACAAGAAGUUUGGAACGUUGGUAUUAACUGGACGAACAUAUCCGAAGAAAUCAUAA